Messenger RNA from Nilaparvata lugens (brown planthopper), 9772 nucleotides. Its product is annotated as protein cycle. Gene Ontology annotation, biological process: regulation of transcription by RNA polymerase II. The record is from RefSeq and is a predicted model, not a curated record. Gene Ontology annotation, cellular component: cytoplasm; transcription regulator complex; nucleus. The transcript is spliced from 15 exons. Lineage: Eukaryota; Metazoa; Arthropoda; Insecta; Hemiptera; Delphacidae. The coding region runs from base 1171 to 3411 and encodes 746 amino acids. Gene Ontology annotation, molecular function: DNA-binding transcription factor activity, RNA polymerase II-specific; RNA polymerase II cis-regulatory region sequence-specific DNA binding; protein dimerization activity.
CUGCGUCGGAAGGAAAACUGUGUGGAGCGUUUGAAGGCUGUUCGGCUGCUCGCUACAAGCGCUCUGCUCUCUGUCCGCUGUGCGCUGUCAGUUUGAAGCCGGUAGCCGGCGUGCUAGCUCAUGAAGUACGCUCAAUAUUCUUUUGUCAAUCAGUGUUGUUGUGAUUCAUAUUGUUCCCGCGUGUGUGUGUAUGUGUGUGCGCGCGCGAUCUUAUCAAUCAUACCACUAGCACCGAUAACAACUAUUGAGAGUGCUCUCGUUUGGAUUUUGUGAAACGUUCGUAUCUAUGGUUUUACGAUUGUGUAUGAGGGUCUAAUGGUAGUAGCUCACUUGAUCACGAGAUAAAUAAAUGAGUAGUAAAGUGCACAAUAUUUGAAGCGCAUCGCUAAACUUGUUUCAAGUUUGCAUUCAGGAAAUUAUUUUGUAGGGUUGCUGAGAAAAAGCUUUCUAAAGAAACCUGACAUCUUUCGAGCGAAUUGCUUAUAUUUUGAAGUUUGUUUUACAGUGUUCACUUAUCCUGAAUAUUUUUUAUAAGGAGCAAGUUUUCCUCAUCAGCUUUAAGAGUAAUUCCAUUCUCUAAAAAUACUGUUAAGAAAAUCAAAUCAAUGAAAAUGUGUUUCAUUCAAGUCAUACAAUUCAGGGUCCUGCUAAAUCAAUAUUCAAUCUAAGAUAAAUGUAAAAGGCUUUUACCACAUAACAGCUUUUGGGCACAUUAUAGCCUAUCACAGUUUCGAAGAGAAUUUAACGUUUAUGAAAUCUCAAGAUGACAGAAUAAUAUAACUUAUUGGAAUUCGCUAAUCUCCAAAAGAAACUAAAGCCCAGAUACUAUAAUAACAUAAUUUCUCAAAGUUUAAUUGAACUUUAAAGCUUCAUAUUAUCAAUAGAUACCUUUUUACACUACGGAGAGAACUUCAUCAAAUUCACAAUUUUUUUCACAACUCAGUGACAAGAGAAACGUAAAAUUUUGAAAUUAUGAAGAAGUUCAAAGCUUAUUGAAAAUACAUGUCUUGUUGAAAUAUCAUCAAACUUCAACCUUGUCAAGGUUCAGUGGAGUUGUGCCAGAGUUUUUAGUUAUUCUGUGACUUUGUGUGUGAAAAUCCGAGCGGAAAUUGCAAUUGACAUGGGAAAUCGGUGUGAAAAUAGCAUGCGUGAAGUGUAUAGGUAGACGGAAUGGUGGCUAGAAGCGUUCCCUCAGCCGGACAGGAUGUGGCCAGCGGCCAUUACACGCGACUCCUUCAGGAACAGGACAUUCUUUCUCUCGAAGAAUUGCGUCCCAGAAGACACACGCCUCUCUACUAUGAACUACCUCAAAGUUCGUGUUCAACGCCGAUGUUCCUGGGAAGUGGACAGCAACAGUCAGCAUCAUCAGCGUCAUCAGUGCAGCAGCAGGCGAGUGGGGGGGCUGCCACUGCCGGGUCAGGAGGAGGAGGGGUCCUUCACUCCAUGGAGUUGGCGCCUCAGGUUGACAGCACCAGAGAUCAUCCUUCCAAAAAGCGCAAGGCACCUUCUUACCAUGAUGGCAGUGACUUCGAUGAUGACACAGGUGAUGAUUCAAAGUCUGUUCGAACUGAUGACAACAAGAAGCAGAACCACAGUGAAAUAGAGAAACGACGUCGGGACAAGAUGAACACCUACAUAACCGAGCUGUCAGCCAUGGUGCCCAUGUGCUACGCGAUGUCUCGCAAGCUGGACAAAUUGACAGUUCUGCGCAUGGCAGUGCAGCACCUCAAGACCAUCCGCGGCGCCGUCCAGUCCUACACCGAGGGCCACUACAAGCCCUCCUUCCUCUCCGACCAAGAGCUCAAGCAUCUAAUUCUUCAGGUGGCAGCUGAGGGCUUCCUCUUCGUUGUUGGUUGUGACAGAGGCAGAAUCUUGUACGUUUCAGAAUCUGUCUCUCAAGUGCUGCAUUAUUCUCAGGGUGAUCUGUUGGGCCAGAGUUGGUUCGAUAUUCUCCAUCCGAAGGAUGUGGCAAAAGUGAAGGAGCAGUUGUCCGCAUCCGAUCUCAGUCCACGUGAGCGACUCAUAGAUGCAAAGACAAUGCUGCCAGUGAAGACAGACGUUCCACAAGGUGUGUCGCGGCUCUGUCCCGGCGCUCGGCGUUCGUUCUUCUGCCGCAUGAAGUGCAAAUCAUCGAGUGGCGGAAGUGGUGGAGGUGGAGGCGGAGGCGGUGGUGGCGGUAGCAUCAAGGAGGAACAGAUAGACAGCAGUUCGUCGGGAGGCGGCUGCCAUCGCAGAAAAAAGCAAACUCAUGCCGACAAGAAACAGUUCAGCGUGGUACAGUGCACGGGUUACCUGAAGUCAUGGGCUCCGACCAAGUCAGGAGGCAUGGGCCAGGAGCAGGCAGCAGGCAGCAGCGAGUGUGAGGCAGAGAGUGAGGCAGACGGAGAUGGAUGCAACCUGUCCUGUCUGGUGGCCGUCGGUCGGCUGCUGCCCCCACUGCAGGUGAGGCAUACCCCCUCGCAUGCCCCGCCGCAUGACUCAUCGCCCAGUCGGCCCAAGCUGCGCACCAUUCAGUUCAUCAGUCGCCACGCCAUGGAUGGCAAGUUCCUCUUUGUUGACCAGCGGGCUACAAUGGUACUUGGUUUCCUUCCUCAGGAGUUGCUUGGUACAAGUAUGUACGAGUACUAUCACCACGAAGACAUAUCGAGAUUGGCCGACUCUCAUAAAGCUGCUCUCCAAGGUCCACCAGCAAUCACAACUCAUAUUUACAGGUUUCGAAGCAAGGAUGGCUCGUUUGUUCAACUGCAGAGUGAAUGGAAGUCAUUUCGAAAUCCAUGGACAAAAGACGUUGAAUAUUUAGUGGCGAAGAACUCCCUUGUGAUGAAUGAAAUCAAAAUGCAGUCAGAUGGACCGCGAGUACAUUGUGAAGAAACUAGUCAACAGAACAGCUUCGAUUUCUUCGCCAGUAGUCAGAAUAAUGGUGGUAUUGGUGGCAGAGACAUGUCGAGACUGAUAAGCUCGCAUGUGGAGGCGAGCAAAAUAGGCAGGCAGAUAGCAGAGGAGGUGUUCGACCUGCAGAGGCGGGGAGUCGACUCACCGUCCAGCCACGGCACUCCUUCGCCACAAACUGACCAGUCACUGUCAGUCGAUUCGCAGUCGAAUAAUGGUGCGAAACGGGAAAGGACACACCGCAACAGCAGCUGUAAUAACAACAAUAACUACGACUCAUCCUAUGAAUCAGUCAGAAAUAAUGUGAUCUUAUCCAGUGCAGCUGCUGAGCCAGAAGCUGAAGUGGCAGAUUUCGGGUUGCGAGUGUCGCCGGCUUGUGAGCAGACGGAGGCGGGGGUGACGACCGAGGGUGCGGAUGGCAACGACGAGAUGGCAAUGGCGGUCAUUAUGAGCCUCUUGGAAGCCGAUGCCGGCCUGGGGGGACCUGUCGACUUCUCCGGCUUUCCUUGGCCGCUACCCUAGAGUAGCCGCCCACUUCACUACCGUACAUUAGUCUUACGAAAUAAGUGCUGUGUUAUAGAUACUAUUUUUUGUUUUGUACUCGUAUUUAUGUCGUUUUUUCACCAUGAUCGUGUUAUGUCGUUGACUCUUGUGGAGCUCACAGUCGUUAUAAUUAUAUAGUUGGAUCUUGUAAUGAAGUAUUUCAAUAGGGCUACUUGAAUCGUUAAUAAAUUAAUAAUGGAAUAAUUUUUGACUUGAAAGCCGAAACUAUUUGUUCUGUUUUUUAUAAAGGCACUACCUAUGCAAUAUUAUUUCUUUGUUAAUUGAAUCUUGUAAUCUAUUUGGGAAGACGCGGUUGGGUGCAGAUCAUUACCGUAUCGUCGAAGUAGCAGUUUAUUUAUUUUUUCAAUGAUUAACAAACACAAUUCAUGAAAGUUACUUUAACUUGUACAAUACAGGCCUGAUUUCUUAUCUGUCAUCCAAUCACAACAGAUAGGGCAUGUUCCAGAUUUUCAGGAGUUUUGAAAAAGUGAGCAGUAAUUUUUUUAAAGUAGAGACACAAACUUUUGCUUAGGAAAGAUAAUUAUGGUAUACAAGUAUGCUAAGUAUGGAUAAUUAAGUAUAGCCUAUUAUAUUGUGACGUACCGGACAGUAAGCUUUUACAAUUGCAUUACGUUAAAAGUGAACAAUUAAUAUGUAUCACCAUUUGUAACCAAGUUAUAAUUUUUUGUAAAUAUUGGGGGCUCCACCACUUCCCAGAUGGGAAGAAGAGUUACAAAGGAGAUACAUAGCUGAAGAUGGUAGAGCAGAUAUUUUAAAGAAAUAAAAAGAAGAAAUCAUUCUAAGAAAUACAAAAUUUAUUUGUUUACAAUAUUUUAAAAAGAAAAUAAUUUGAAAUGUAUAAGUUAAAAGUUUUAUAAUUUAGGCUAUGAAGAAAAGGAAAACAGAUUAUUAUCGAACAAGUCUCAAUUAUCUUAUUUAAAAAUGAUUUUCUAUUUAUUUCAAUUUGAUUAAUUUUUGAAAACUAUUUAGGUACAGUAUUUAAUAUUUUGAGGAUUUUCCUCUUGGUUUGAAUUCUCUACAUUUUAUUUAUUAUUUUCAAAUUCCUAUAAAAAAAGAAAAACAAUAUGACAUUAUAACUAAUAAAAUGAUGAAUAAUUAAUUGAGUACGAUACCAAUCCCCUUUAUGAUGACCAUCUCGUCAGCUUGGCUGGAAGGUGAGGCCUAGAGGAAGGUCUAGGUCCUGGCCAGUCAGAGUCUUUGAGUGUUCGGAGGAGCGGCACAAAAAAGACUGUCUCGAAAAAGUGGGAAAAUCUAAUAUGAAAAUGCCGGCUGGUGGGGAGACUGGAAAGUUCCACCACUCUGAAGCUCUGCGAUUUUUCAUUCAGUCAGCGCAAUUUGGCUUUCUAGUGAUCCUGAUUUUACUAUUGAAAAUUAAAAAGGGAAAUAAAUUUGAAAUUUGAUGUGCUUGAGGAGCUAUCAAAACCCAUGGUUUAUGACAAUAUCCCGCAAUGAAUUUUGAACAUUACUUGUCAGAUCGUUAGGUACUAUUGCUCUGUAAGGUUUCAAUUACGGUAGUUAUACCGUAUAAAAUGAAGAUUUUUUUAGUUUGACAGAAAAUUAAAUGGGCCUACUGCUCCAUAAAAUGUCGUUAUGAGUUCCAAACAAUAAACAUGUUAAGGAAAAAACCAUAAUCCAAGAUUAAAAUGAGUAAUUUCAAUUUAUAACUAAUUAAUAAACAUCAUGACCUACUUAUCAAAUUUCCAAAAAGAAAGUAGAAUGAAAUUGAUAUAAUAAAUAUUAAAUUCGGGUCGACGCUUUGACUAAAAUGAGUAAUUUCAAUUUAUGACUAAUUAAUAAACAUUAUGACCUACUUAUCAAAUUUCCAAAAGGAAAGUAGAAUGAAAUUGAUAUAAUAAAUAUUAAAUUCGGGUCGACGCUUUGAGCUAAUUCAGAGAGGAUAGGUACCGUACAGAGUAUAAUAUGCAAUUAUAUGUAGAAUAUUUCAAAGAAUUUAUAUACUACACUAAUUAUAAUGACAGGAAUACCCUCAAGCGUUUGAAUAAUAAUCACAUUUUCGUUUAAGGUACUGAAGGAAUAAGCCUACCAAUAAUUCAAACUAAAUAGCAUAAUUUCCUGUUUGGAUCUUUGUAUCGAAAUAAUGUUGACAUUUUCUUUUUAGGAAAAGAUUCAUUCUGUUAAAUAAUUAUGAUUGUAAAAAAACUAUAAAAAGUCUAUGAUAUACAGAGUGUCCCACCAAGGUUGUAACAGCCAUUGACUGUUCAGUAAACUUUUUUCCUAUCGACCUUAGUUUUCGAGAUAUAUCGAUUAUUCGAUAUUUUCAGAAUAUGAAUACUUCCGGUCAUUAAAUACUCAAUAACUCGAAAACUACUGGUCAAAUUUCAAUUUCAAGGGUAUUGUUGGAAAGGGAAAAACAUUUCAAACAAGAUUAAUGUAAUUUAAUUUGUUGUGAGAUAUUUUGUAGUUUUUUAUUAGGGCUUAGACUUGAAAAAAUGCUAUUCUUCAAAUUCAAAGUCAAAUUUCAAACAGUUUUUUCUUGGUUUUUUUCGGGUAAUUAUAGUGGUUUCAAUAUUUCAAAAAAUUCUCCAUUUCAUAAGCUUUCGAACGAGUAUAAAUUCGAAAAGGUAAGUUCCAUGAUAAAGUGUUCAAAACUGCUAAUAUCUGGAAUGAACACAUUCAAAAUGAGGAAAUUCACCAACAUGCAUCAAGUGGUGAUGCUAAGGGUGAAAUCACCUGAUUAUUGCAUUAUUUUUCUGUAGCAUAUAGUCUUAAUGCCAUAUAAAAUAUGAAUCAUACACUUUUACAAGAUCCAACAAAAUUUAUUCAUAGAAUUCGAAUUAUUUUAGAAUAAUUAUUCAUAUAUUAUAAUUAAUAGGUCAUAAUUAGCCUAUUAUUAUAAUAAUAAUUCAUAUAUUAGAAUUAUUUAUAAUAAUUCGAAUUAGAUGAAUGACAGAAUUGAAAAACUGAUGGCAAUCAUUCAGAUGAUAAUCAAGUUACAUGUCAUGCUCACUGCUUACAGGGAUUCAAAAAACCUCCAUUUCUCUUUGUGCAAGCUUCGAGUUGCCCGUCUCACUUCGUCGGACCGUCUCUUCAUUACUUUAAACGUCAAUCGAAUUCUGAGAAUCAGUUCCUCCCAGGAUUCUACAGGUUCUCUGUGAACUUUAUACUUUUCACAACCCCCCAAAAGUAUAAGUCUAUUGGAGUAAGAUCAGGUGAGCGUUGGUGGCCAACUUACGGGUUCACCUCGGCCAAUCCACCGCCCAGCAUAAUAUGGUUAUCAAGCCACCCACGGACGUUUCUCGCAUAAUGAGGGAGGCAGCCAUCCAACUGGAGACACAUAUUUUGCCUCAAAUUGAGAGGCACGUCUUCCAUCAAUUAGUGAAGCUCAUUGGCCAGAAAGUCCAUAAAAACUUCACCAUUUAUUCUUGCAGGGAAAAUGAAAGGUCCAUGUAUGUGGAAAUUUACAGCACCAGUUCUUGUGAACGUACUCAAAACGGAUCCGUGAUCCAGAUCUGUACAUAAAAUGUUUGAAAUACAAUCUUCUGCUAAUAUAUAUCCAACGGCAAAACUGCAUCCUUGAAACGGUAUCAGGUUCAUUCAACUAUUGAAGAGGGGUAUCAUGUUAAUGUUCUUCAAUAUUCUUUGAACUAUCAUUCUUGAAACAUCCAACAUCCCAGCUGCCCGCCGUUUGCUGGAUCAAGAAUUCAGCUCGAAAUUCUUUAGAAUAAGAUUCUCAAAAGCUUCUGAAAUUAAGACGGGCUUCUCGUACCUUGAAACUGAUCCUAGACCCUUACCAUCUUGACAUCUGUCAAUCUUAAAAACGUGUUAUGAGAUUGGUGUUUUCGGUCAGGAAACAAGUUUACUGAACAUUUUUGUCAGAAAUGUCGAGUAAAAUCUAUGGUCAACGGCUGUUACAACCUUGGUGGGACACUCUGUAUAACCCAAAAUUCAAUAUAAAAAUGACACCCUAUCAACAACGUUUCAUUUCAUCGAUAUGUGUAGGCCUAUAUAACUUAUUAUCUGGGAAAUGAUUACGAUUUGGUAUAUGUUUAUUGAACGGGCUGAAUUCUAUUAUUUUCCAAAUCAUGGAAAGGAUAAAAUGAAAAAUUUAAAUUGUAUUGGACUCUUAGAAAAUAACAGUGAGCUCCUUAAUAUUUAAAAGUGGUGAUAGAUAAAUAUUGAUCGGUCAUUGAUUUGUUCAGUGUAAAUUUUCAGAAAAUUUAUUGUGUACUGAAUCCAACUGAUUACAAACAUUUCAUGUUUAAGUAGGUGGGUAGUUGGUUAAUGAAUUUUGUCUACAAUAAUGUUAUUCUGCGUACCUGGUGUUAUGUAUAUUAUUUAUGUUAUCUUUUGACCACUGUUACUGAUUGUAAAAAUUGUUACCAGUAGCUGUAUCUUCAAGGUAUUAAUUGUGAUGUAGAUUAGACCUGUAUAGAAUCAUCAUCGAUCAUUAUACAUAAAAGCAACUAUCAUGACUAUCUAGUAACUUAAUAAUUAUUAUAUUUUUGUACUGAUGUUAUAUAUUUUAAAUGUUUGUUUUUGAAAGUGUAAAUUAAUUAUACAAAAUAUUGUUAUAUUAUCACCGUUUGCUGAAGAUAUAAAAAAAACACAUGGCUUUUACUCGAUUUACACAUGAGAUUGAAUUUAAGUUAGGCGAUAGCCCUAUAUAAGAUUACAUUAAUUCACAUUUUAUGUGAAUGAUGAAAUCAUUCACUACUUUACAUUGCUUCUCCAGACUGAUUAAAAAUAUCUUCACUCGAAAAUGAUAAUAUUUCAUGAUUGAAAUACUUAUUCAUUUAUGAAAACAUGGAAGCAAACAGGAUUUCUUCCAAAAAUUCAAGAUCAAGAUUCAUUCCUUUCUUACAAGUUCAAAAUUAGUUAAUAGUCAAGAUCAAUAAAUUUUCCAAAAUGCUAUCGCCAACUGAAUUCAACAUCAUCAUAGGUAACAGUUUUCAAAGUGUUAGCGAAAUGUAAGACACUUGAAAACAAACUAAUAUUGAGACAGCUUAAUAGAUUAUUAGUGAUUCUCCAAUGGUUGUCCUCGUCAAAUUGUCACCACUAUAAUGUAAUAUGAACUGUGAACAGAAUGACACUCAAAUAAAAUAUAAAUAAAUGUGACUCAAUGCUAAUGGAGCCAGUAAUGUGAUAUGAAUAAAAUUUUGCCAGAUGCAUUUACUAAUUAAAUGAAAGAGAAUAAAUUUUGAGUGUUUUCAUUCAAAACCUAGCUGAAAAAAUUUCAAUUGCUCCGAUUAGAUUCAUGAGGAAAGCUUUCAAUUUUUUCAAACUUCAAAUUGCUAUUUACAUUUUAUAAUAUACGCCUACAAUAGAUAAAUAAAAUAGUUUGCACUAAUUAUUGUAUUCGAUCAGCUACUUUCAAGGCAAAGGUCACUCAUUAUUACCUUGUGAAUAAAUCAUUACUUGACCCUUGAACUUAAAUGACGUCAGUCACUAUAUACUCAUACCAAAUUAUUCACACAUUAUAUAAUCUGGUAAUGAUACGAGAUUAUUAUAAAUACUGAUACUGGGUUGCACAAUUUUCUGGACACAUGGCUGGUGCAAAAAUAGUGCUUGUCCAGCCUUCUAAUCACAGUAAUCUGCCUGCCUGCCUCCCAUCUCAAAUUAAGAGCUUCUGCUUGAGGACAGCCACAUUCCGGUGGUUCGGAACCAACCAAAAACUGUAGGUUCAUUCAUCAUCCAAAUAUAAUGAAAAGGAAGUACGGUUGACAUAAGAAUCGACAAGGGCGUGUUAAGAAAUCAUCUCGCUUAUCAAGGAGCCCUUAGAUUGGUCAAGUUAUUUGAAUAAACUUUCCCUGUGUAAACGCUUGUCAAGGAAUAUCUUAUUGCAUUCUCAAGAAGGGGUUUACUCCAAGAUUCAAGCGUCUACACGGGGAAAGUCCAUUUAUGUUUGCUCAACUUGACUGAUGAUCAAGUUAUCUCAAGUACUACACUAGACUAUAUAAAACUAAUAACUUGAUCAAUCAAGAAGACCCUCAACAGACUGCAAUGUAUAAGUUAUCUCUGGUGCUUCUUACUGUAUUUCAGAAAUAGAGGUCUCCACACUAUGAUUGAGCUCUUCGUUUUAUGAAUGCAUAAAGUUGAAUUGUGUUACUCCGAAAAUGGGACUAGUAGGUUAUUGAUGAUUGGUGUUGACAAUGAAGGUAUUGAUGAGAAAAUAGACGAAACACGUUCAACGUAUCUUAUUAUUUAUUUGUAAAUACUUUACAAUUCUCUUGUUCUGCAACAACGCAGAUCGGAACAAGCUAUCAUCGCCGCUAACCUUCAAACAUAGUGAGUUCGGCCUUUUAUACAUUUAGUUCCAUUAAUACUUGUUUUUAAAAAAAUAGUAGGAGUCCAUAAAUUU